Chrysoperla carnea is the source of this 443-nucleotide messenger RNA. RefSeq names its product ejaculatory bulb-specific protein 3-like. Bases 49 to 414 code for a protein of 121 amino acids. The transcript is spliced from 2 exons. NCBI's taxonomy places the organism in Eukaryota, Metazoa, Arthropoda, Insecta, Neuroptera, Chrysopidae. The record is from RefSeq and is a predicted model, not a curated record.
AUCUUUUAUUUACAGUUCGUGAAUUUACAAUAAUUGUUAGAAAUCAAAAUGAAAUACUCAGUAGUGUUUGUUUUUGUAGCAUUAGCUACCAUUGUUUACGCAUUGCCAAAACCUGAUACGUAUUCAACAAAAUACGAUAAUAUCGAUCUUGAUUCAAUUUUAAACAAUGAUCGUUUAUUGGAGAAUUAUAUUGCAUGUAUUGAAGGAUCUGGAAAAUGUACAGCGGAAGGUGAAGAAUUAAAAAAAAAUUUUAAAGAUGGACUAGAAACUUGCUGUUCUAAAUGUUCAGAAAAACAAAAGGAAGGAGCCGAAAAAGUUAUUAAACAUUUUGAAACGAAGAGAGCAGAUAAAUUGAAGGAAUUGAAAGCAAAAUAUGAUCCAAGUGGAGAAUAUGAAAAGAAAUGUAAACAAUAAAUUGAUUAAAAAAUAUAUAUAGACAAUUA